Molecule: messenger RNA, 558 nt
Organism: Debaryomyces fabryi
Lineage: Eukaryota; Fungi; Ascomycota; Pichiomycetes; Serinales; Debaryomycetaceae
Exons: 1
Coding region: 1-558 (185 amino acids)
Source: RefSeq, a predicted model, not a curated record
AUGUCUGCACCUCAAGAUAUGCCAGAAUUGCAACAGUUGUACAAUAAAUUACAAGACUUAUACCCUGAAGCUCUUCAGUUUUUGAAAGUGAAGAUAAAUCAAAUGAGGAAGCAAUCCCAGGGACAACCGAAUGUACAGCAACAACCAAAUGCACAGCAACCUCGUUCAACAUCACAGUCUACUCAACCUCCAUUCAGCAACUCACAAAUACCACAACAAAUGCAGCCCUCUCCAGCGAUUAUGAACAACUCGAUGCUUAAUAAUGUAGCAAGUAAUAAUUUUCAAAAUAUGGGCCCAAAAGAUAUGCCUCAAAAUUUCAUGCAACAGCUGCAGCUUCAACAACAAGGUCGACAACAAUCCCAGCAACAUAUACCAUCAAAUUUCAAUCCGCAAGCUGCUAACAAUAGCUUUGCUAUGAGUAUGGGUCAACAGCUGCAGCCACAACAGCCCUCCAUGCAAGGAAUAUCUCCACAACAAAUCUUACAACAGAUGAAUGGUACGCCAUCUAAUAAUAAUGCCCAGCCUUUGAAUGAUACUUCAAAUAUGGACUUCUUCUAA